AAUUGAUCAUCCUUCUCAAAUCACACUAAAAGAUUGUAGACAAAUAUCAAUAAGUUCUAAAUCAUUUCAAAUUUCCAAUGGCCAUUUCUAAAGUUCUCUUUGCUUCAUUACUUCUCUCCUUGCUCCUUAUCGAACAAGUUCAAUCUAUUCAGACCGAUCAAGUGACCAGCAAUGCAAUUCCUGAUGCAGCUUAUUCCUACCAGAAAAUAGAUUGUGGGGGAGCAUGUAACGCAAGGUGCAAAUUAUCAUCAAGGCCACAUUUGUGUAACAGGGCAUGUGGAACUUGCUGUGCUAGAUGCAACUGUGUUCCACCUGGCACUUCUGGCAACACUGAGACUUGCCCUUGCUAUGCCAAUAUGACUACUCACGGCAACAAAAAGAAGUGCCCUUAAUCUUUUAAAAUCAUCUACGAUUAUUUAAUUAUUGUUUACUAUACUAUAUGGUUCUGUCCAUAUUGUAUAAAUAUUCCAAUAAUUUACUGUAUUUUUCUUUUUGAGGAAUUGUAUUCAGUCUGUGUGUUAAUUUAUACAUUUGGUGUAAUUUUUGUUCUGGUUUGUAUUGUAUAAUAAGGUGUGGAAUAAACAAAGUUUGUGUAUAGUUUUUA
Messenger RNA from Lycium barbarum (goji berry), 604 nucleotides. Its product is annotated as snakin-2. NCBI's taxonomy places the organism in Eukaryota, Viridiplantae, Streptophyta, Magnoliopsida, Solanales, Solanaceae. The record is from RefSeq and is a predicted model, not a curated record. The coding region runs from base 78 to 392 and encodes 104 amino acids. The transcript has 3 exons.